Molecule: messenger RNA, 1842 nt
Organism: Chelonoidis abingdonii (Abingdon island giant tortoise)
Lineage: Eukaryota; Metazoa; Chordata; Testudines; Testudinidae
Source: RefSeq, a predicted model, not a curated record
AUGACUUACUGGCCUUGGUCUGAGGGACACAGAAGGAAGUGCUACCAAGCACACAAUAGCUGCAAUUUUGCCCUACACGCCAAGGAAGGCGAGAUCACCAGCUUCACUACCCCGGGCUUUCCCAACAGCCCGUACCUGAACAAUGCUCGUUGCAUUUGGGUCCUGAGGGCCGACGCUGACUCUAUCAGCCUUACUUUCAAGACUUUUGAUGUGGAACGCUACAGCGAAGGGAACGACUUCAUCAGGGUCUACAACUCCUUGAGCCCCGUGGAACCUCACACCCUUGUGACGCUGUGCGGCAGUUACCCUCCAUCCUACAACCUGACCUUCCUGUCCUCCCAGAACGUCAUGCUGAUCACCAAUGCUGAGGGGCGGAAUCCUGGCUUCAAGGCAGAGUUCUUCCAGCUCCCGAAGGCUAAAACCUGCAGCAAGACUUUGUCCUUUCAAAGUGGAACCUUCACCACCCCUUACUACCCGGCCCACUAUCCGCCCAACAUGGAUUGUGUCUGGGACAUAGAGGUCCCCUCUACAAAGAACGUGAAGGUGCAUUUCAACCCGUUCUACGUAUUGGAACCUGGUGUCCCGGUCAGUUCCUGCACCAAGGAUUAUGUGGAGAUCAGCAAUACCAAGUACUGUGGCGAGCGCUCCCAGUUUGUGGUGGUAAGUAACAAUAAAAUCACAGUCCGGUUCCAUUCAGACCAGUCGUACACAGACACUGUCUUCUCGGCAGAGUUCCUGUCUUACGAUUCCAGUGACCCCUGUCCUGGCAAGUUCAUCUGCAACACUGGCCGUUGCAUUGAUAAAGUCAUGCGCUGCGACGGCUGGAUGGACUGCACGGAUGGCAGCGACGAGCGCUCCUGCAAUUGCACCAAGGAGCAGUUCAGGUGUAAUAACGGCUGGUGCAAGCCACACUUCUGGCUCUGCAAUGGUGUGAAUGAUUGUGGGGACAACAGCGAUGAGCUGCAGUGCAAAUGCCCAGAUAAGAACUUCAAGUGCAGCAAUGGGAAAUGCAUUCCUGAAACCCAGAAGUGUGACGGCAAGGACGACUGCAGGGACAGGAGUGACGAGGGCACCUGCAGCAGAGUGAUGUCCGUCUCCUGCAAGGAUUACACCUACAAGUGCCGCAACAGCGUGUGCCUGAGCAAGACCAACCCGGAGUGCGAUGGGACAAAGGAUUGUGCUGAUAACUCGGAUGAGGAGAGCUGUAACUGUGGGAUCCGCUCUUACAGCAAGACGACCCGGAUCGUCGGCGGGCAGGACUCUGAAGUGGGCGAGUGGCCGUGGCAGGUCAGUCUGCACGUGAAAGGCCAGGGGCACGUCUGUGGAGCCUUGUUGAUAUCAGACAAAUGGCUGGUUUCAGCAGCACAUUGCUUCUAAGACCAGGGGAAAAACAGUUAUUCGGACCCCAAGGAGUGGACGGCCUUUCCAGGGCUUCAUGACCAGAGUAACCGGAACAACAAGAUGGUGCAAGAGCGAAGCAUCAAGAGCAUCACCAACACCCAAUUCAACGACUUCACCUACGACUACGACAUCGCUGUGCAGAGAGAUGGGACUUUGUACAUGCCUUGGAUUGCACCACAGAAAAUACCAGUCCCCAUCAAUUUCCACUUCCAGCUGGAACAUCCCCAUGGUCAAAAAAAGGCUAUAGCAGACUCGCCAGCCUCUUUGGCUAUGUCUACACAACCAGCAGCAGCAAGCCUAGAUCGACAGACUCGGACCCAGGCUACUAAAAAUAGCUACAAAGACAGCACUUAUGUGGGAGCUCAGCCCAGAAGCUGGGCUCUGAAGCUUCAGAACUUGACCCACAUCAUCUACCCAGCUCUUUUUACUGCUGUCUGGUGA